This is a messenger RNA of Mustela erminea (ermine), 4126 nucleotides long. RefSeq names its product phosphatidylinositol 4-kinase beta (gene PI4KB). The transcript has 13 exons. The record is from RefSeq and is a predicted model, not a curated record. Bases 959 to 3427 code for a protein of 822 amino acids. Gene Ontology annotation, biological process: phosphatidylinositol-mediated signaling; phosphatidylinositol phosphate biosynthetic process. Gene Ontology annotation, cellular component: membrane; cytoplasm. Gene Ontology annotation, molecular function: 1-phosphatidylinositol 4-kinase activity. NCBI's taxonomy places the organism in Eukaryota, Metazoa, Chordata, Mammalia, Carnivora, Mustelidae.
CCUACGGACCUGCCGGUCUCCGCUCUAGGACAGCAGCCCCUUUCCCUUAUCCAGUAAAUUUUACUACCUUCUCGGUUCCCUAGCCUCGCAAACGCUACGUCUUAACCUCACGAACAUUGGCCCCUCCUCCCACCCGUAGGAUCCUCCCUUCAUCCUCUCCUCCCUCCCCAGCUUCCAAACGCGUCUUCCCCGCCCCCUUUUCUAUUUCUGAACAGGCAUGUUCGAGGCAGCUUACCCGACUCCUUAGAUUGCUAUGGGAUUGGUAGGGUCCUGAGCGUCUGAGAAACAGGAAGGCGUAUCCCAAGAAGGGUUGCUGGGACUCACAAGAAUUGAGCCCUUCUGGGAUUUUUUUUUUUUUUUUUUUUUUUUUUUUUUUUGGUGGGGGUGUCUCGCUUUUGCGGAGGGAAGACGAGGAGGCUGGGCGGCCGGGUCCAACUUGAGGCAGUGCGAAGGCCCCCUCAGGCGGCGCCGAGGGCAGCCCCUAAGCUGGGGCUUGGCUCAGCCUCCGCGGCCGCUGUCAGGGAAGCGCAGGCGGCCAAUGGAACCCGGGAGCGGCCGCUGCUGCUGAGGCGGCGGUGUCGGCAGCCCGACCCCGACCGCCCGCACCCCCUCCGUGGGGGGGGAGGUCCCCAGGAGUUGAGGAAACAAACUCAGAAGAUAUAUGGUUUGCGUAAGUUUACACAUCUGAUAAUGGCAGAGCUAGGAUCUUGAAUCCCAGGGCAUUUGACUCCAAGUUCAGGAGUCUAUCCACUAUAACUAACUGCUACAGCACAAGAGAAAGGGGUAAUGACGUCAUGAAGCCAGACAAGCAAAGAAUGGCACACUUCAGCAGGGGUGUUGAUGGUUGUUUUAGAACUGUUUUCUUCUCAGUGAAGCCUGGAUGUUAUUGGCUGGCCCUUAUUCCUUGGGAACUUUGAGUAUGAAGGGAAGCUUGGAAGCUUGAAGUUUGGCUGUGGCCAUGGGAGACAUGGUGGUGGAACCUGCCCCGCUGAAGCCAACUUCUGAGCCCACUCCUAGCCCGCCAGAGAAUAAUGGGGGUUCCUUGCUAGGCGUCAUCACAGAGGGGGUCGGGGAACUAUCAGUGAUUGACCCUGAGGUGGCCCAGAAGGCCUGCCAGGAGGUGCUGGAGCAAGUCAAGCUUUUGCAUGGAGGCAUGGCCAUAUCUAACACAGAUACCCCACUGGAGUUGGUCAAUGGGGAUGUUUUGGACAAUGCGAUCCGUUGCUUGGACGAUCCACCUGCCCAGAUAAGGGAGGAGGAAGAUGAAAUGGGGGCCACUGUCGCCUCGAACACAGCCAAAGGAGCGAGGAGGCGGCGGCAGAACAACUCUGCCAAACAAUCCUGGCUGCUGAGGCUAUUUGAGUCCAAACUAUUUGACAUCUCCAUGGCCAUUUCAUACCUGUACAACUCCAAGGAGCCUGGAGUACAAGCCUACAUUGGCAACCGGCUUUUCUGCUUUCGCAAUGAGGAUGUGGAUUUCUAUCUGCCCCAGUUGCUUAACAUGUACAUCCACAUGGAUGAGGACGUGGGUGACGCCAUCAAGCCCUACAUAGUCCAUCGCUGCCGCCAGAGCAUUAACUUUUCCCUCCAGUGCGCCCUGUUGCUUGGGGCCUACUCUUCAGACAUGCACAUUUCCACUCAGCGACACUCCCGUGGGACCAAGCUCCGGAAGCUGAUCCUCUCAGAUGAGCUGAAGCCAGCUCACCGGAAGAGGGAGCUGCCCUCCUUGAGCCCAGCCCCUGACAUGGGGCUGUCUCCCUCUAAGAGGACUCACCAGCGCUCUAAGUCCGAUGCCACCGCCAGCAUAAGUCUCAGCAGCAACCUGAAACGAACAGCCAGCAACCCUAAAGUGGAAAAUGAGGAUGAGGAGCUCUCCUCCAGCACCGAGAGUAUUGAUAAUUCAUUCAGUUCCCCCGUCAGACUGGCUCCUGAGCGAGAAUUCAUCAAGUCCCUGAUGGCGAUUGGCAAGCGGCUGGCCACGCUCCCCACCAAGGAGCAGAAAACACAGAGGCUGAUCUCCGAGCUCUCCCUACUCAACCAUAAGCUCCCUGCCCGAGUCUGGCUGCCCACUGCCGGCUUUGACCACCACGUGGUCCGUGUGCCCCAUACCCAGGCUGUUGUCCUCAACUCCAAGGACAAGGCUCCCUACCUGAUCUAUGUGGAAGUCCUUGAAUGUGAAAACUUUGACACCACCACGGUCCCCGCCCGGAUACCCGAGAACCGAAUUCGGAGCACACGGUCGGUGGAGAACCUGCCCGAAUGUGGUAUCACUCAUGAGCAGCGGGCAGGCAGCUUCAGCACUGUGCCCAACUAUGAUAACGAUGACGAGGCCUGGUCGGUGGAUGACAUCGGCGAGCUACAGGUGGAGCUCCCUGAAGUGCACACCAACAGCUGUGACAACAUUUCCCAGUUCUCUGUGGACAGCAUCACCAGCCAGGAGAGCAAGGAGCCUGUGUUCAUAGCAGCAGGGGACAUCCGACGGAGGCUCUCGGAGCAGCUGGCUCACACCCCCACAGCCUUCAGACGAGACCCGGAAGACCCUUCUGCUGUUGCUCUCAAAGAGCCCUGGCAGGAGAAAGUAAGGCGAAUCAGAGAGGGCUCCCCCUAUGGCCACCUCCCCAAUUGGCGGCUCCUGUCAGUCAUCGUCAAGUGUGGGGAUGAUCUUCGACAGGAGCUCCUGGCCUUCCAGGUGUUGAAGCAACUGCAGUCUAUUUGGGAACAGGAGCGAGUGCCCCUGUGGAUCAAGCCAUACAAGAUCCUUGUGAUUUCUGCUGACAGUGGCAUGAUUGAACCCGUGGUCAACGCUGUGUCCAUUCACCAGGUGAAGAAGCAGUCCCAGCUCUCCUUGCUUGAUUACUUCCUGCAGGAGCACGGCAGUUACACCACUGAGGCAUUCCUCAGUGCACAGCGCAAUUUUGUACAAAGUUGUGCUGGCUAUUGCUUGGUCUGCUACCUACUGCAAGUGAAGGACAGACACAAUGGAAACAUCCUUUUGGAUGCAGAAGGCCACAUCAUCCACAUCGACUUUGGCUUCAUCCUGUCCAGCUCACCCCGAAACCUGGGCUUUGAGACGUCAGCCUUUAAGCUGACCACAGAGUUUGUGGACGUGAGUCAGGAAGGAGAGGUGAUGGGGGGCCUGGAUGGCGACAUGUUCAACUACUACAAGAUGUUGAUGCUGCAGGGGCUGAUCGCUGCUCGGAAGCACAUGGAUAAAGUGGUGCAGAUCGUGGAGAUCAUGCAGCAGGGUUCUCAGCUUCCUUGCUUCCAUGGCUCCAGCACCAUCCGCAACCUCAAAGAGCGGUUCCACAUGAGCAUGACUGAGGAGCAGCUCCAGCUGCUGGUGGAACAGAUGGUGGAUGGCAGCAUGCGCUCCAUCACCACCAAACUCUAUGACGGCUUCCAGUACCUCACCAAUGGCAUCAUGUGACACCCUCCUCCUCAGGCCCAGGAGUGGUGGGGGAUUCAGGGGACCCUCCCUGGGAGGGCCCUUGUCUGAGAAACCCCAAACCAGGAAACCCCACCCACGGGCAAUGGAAGGCAAGAAAUACAGAGGAUCAUGUGGUAACUGUAAAGCUUGCGGGCAGGGGGGGGCGGGGAGGGAGAGCCAGCUGUGGGGCCAACUUGCCGGGGCUUCCCUGCCCCCAGUGGUGUCAUUGUCACCAUCUGAUCAGACUGCGAGACUCACCGCCCUCCAGAGAACAGAGGUGAUAGAUGUUAGGGGCACCAGGGCCUGCCUUCUCACCAGGGUCCAAGAGGUUCUUUCUACAGGCCAUCCUUCCUCUGUUCUGGGUCCCAUGAGUGGAGGGAGGAGGAAGAGUAGGUUCUUGGUACUUGGGACUUGAUCCUGUGGUUGGCCUCUGGCUGUGCUGCUGCCCAACUCUAUCCCCUCCCAGCGACUGGCCUAGGCCGAGUUCCCUUGUUAGGUGGGCUCUGGCGUAGGGUCCUGCACCUACAGAGGUUCCCCAUCCCAGGGGCGGGAAGGGAAGGAUCACAACCCCUCUAGUGGAUGAGGCUAUUGGCCUGGUCACAGGGAAUUCCUUGGCCUGAUCCCUUUCCCACACCCAGGGAAAUAGCUCUCAACUUUUUAUUUUUAAUUUUUGUUUGAAAUAAAGUCCUUAGUUAGCCA